GCCCCUCUGGCUCGGUCCGCGUUACCUCUCAUCCCUUCUCCCCUCUCGGUACCUUCGCCCGCCGCGCGCCUUUCUCAAAUCCUCCGGUUGUUAAGCUCAGGGGACGGUGGCCCGCCCGGGUGACUCUGCGCCCGCCCCUUCCUGCCCCCUUCCUGCCCUCACGCCCCGUCCCCUCCUCUUGACGUGGCAGAGGCGGCGCCAGCCAUGUUGGCCGGGCGGAGGUCUUCGGUGAGGCCCGGGGCGGGGUGGCGCCAGCCGUGAUUGCGGUGCCACGGACUGCUCCUGCUGGGCGGAGAGGACUGAUUUUGCAAAGCGGAGGCCGCGACGGGUCCGGCAGGGGGACAGUGAGAAAUAAGAAUCAAACUCCACAAUGACAACCUAUUUGGAAUUCAUUCAACAAAAUGAAGAACGAGAUGGAGUCCGAUUUAGUUGGAAUGUUUGGCCAUCAAGUCGACUGGAAGCUACAAGAAUGGUUGUUCCUGUGGCAGCCCUGUUUACACCACUGAAAGAGAGACCUGACUUACCACCUAUUCAAUAUGAACCUGUUCUGUGUAGUAGGACCACUUGCCGUGCAGUUUUGAAUCCUUUAUGUCAAGUGGAUUAUCGAGCAAAACUUUGGGCUUGCAACUUUUGUUACCAAAGGAAUCAGUUUCCACCUAGUUAUGCUGGUAUAUCUGAACUGAAUCAGCCUGCUGAACUUUUACCUCAGUUUUCUAGCAUUGAAUAUGUAGUUCUGCGUGGUCCUCAGAUGCCUUUGAUAUUCCUCUAUGUGGUUGAUACUUGCAUGGAAGAUGAAGAUUUACAAGCCCUGAAAGAAUCCAUGCAGAUGUCAUUAAGUCUUUUACCACCUACAGCUUUGGUUGGACUUAUUACUUUUGGGAGAAUGGUUCAGGUUCAUGAACUUGGAUGUGAAGGCAUUUCAAAAAGCUAUGUCUUCAGAGGAACAAAAGAUUUGUCAGCCAAACAACUGCAGGAAAUGCUGGGGCUCUCUAAAGUACCAGUUACUCAAGCAACACGUGGUCCUCAGGUACAGCAGCCACCUCCUUCCAACAGAUUCUUACAACCAGUACAGAAAAUAGACAUGAAUCUCACAGAUCUUCUGGGAGAACUCCAGCGAGACCCUUGGCCUGUACCACAGGGAAAGAGACCUUUGCGUUCCUCUGGAGUGGCACUUUCCAUAGCUGUAGGACUGCUGGAGUGUACUUUUCCCAACACUGGUGCUCGCAUCAUGAUGUUCAUCGGCGGUCCUGCUACUCAGGGGCCUGGAAUGGUGGUUGGAGAUGAGUUGAAGACACCUAUAAGAUCGUGGCAUGACAUUGACAAAGACAAUGCCAAAUAUGUUAAAAAGGGAACUAAGCAUUUUGAAGCAUUGGCUAAUCGAGCUGCUACAACUGGCCAUGUUAUUGAUAUCUAUGCAUGUGCAUUAGAUCAGACAGGUCUCCUGGAGAUGAAAUGCUGUCCCAACCUUACUGGAGGAUACAUGGUAAUGGGUGAUUCUUUCAAUACUUCCUUAUUCAAACAAACUUUUCAAAGAGUCUUUACCAAAGACAUGCAUGGACAGUUUAAAAUGGGCUUUGGUGGUACACUAGAAAUAAAGACCUCAAGGGAAAUAAAGAUUUCAGGAGCUAUUGGACCCUGUGUGUCGCUCAAUUCUAAAGGACCCUGUGUGUCUGAAAAUGAGAUAGGAACAGGUGGCACAUGUCAGUGGAAGAUAUGUGGACUUAGUCCCACUACAACCUUAGCCAUAUAUUUUGAGGUUGUCAAUCAGCAUAAUGCUCCAAUUCCUCAAGGAGGGCGUGGUGCAAUCCAGUUUGUGACUCAGUAUCAGCAUUCAAGUGGGCAGAGACGCAUCCGAGUGACCACCAUUGCUAGGAACUGGGCAGAUGCUCAAACUCAAAUCCAAAACAUUGCUGCAUCUUUUGACCAGGAGGCAGCUGCCAUUCUUAUGGCCCGACUAGCAAUAUAUAGAGCAGAAACAGAAGAAGGUCCAGAUGUGCUUAGGUGGCUGGACAGACAGCUCAUUCGACUGUGUCAGAAAUUUGGAGAAUAUCAUAAAGAUGACCCAAGUUCCUUCAGAUUUUCAGAAACUUUCUCCCUUUAUCCACAGUUUAUGUUUCAUUUAAGAAGAUCUUCUUUCCUGCAAGUUUUUAACAAUAGUCCUGAUGAGAGUUCAUAUUAUCGUCACCAUUUUAUGCGUCAGGAUCUGACCCAGUCUCUAAUUAUGAUUCAGCCUAUCCUGUAUGCGUAUUCUUUUAGUGGACCGCCAGAGCCGGUUCUUCUUGAUAGCAGUAGCAUUCUUGCAGAUCGUAUUCUUCUCAUGGACACAUUCUUCCAGAUUUUGAUUUAUCAUGGUGAGACCAUAGCACAGUGGCGGAAGUCAGGAUACCAGGACAUGCCUGAAUAUGAAAAUUUCCGCCACCUUCUGCAAGCCCCAGUGGAUGAUGCGCAGGAAAUUCUUCACUCCAGAUUUCCAAUGCCAAGAUAUAUCGACACUGAACAUGGAGGCAGCCAGGCCCGUUUCCUCCUUUCAAAAGUCAACCCUUCACAGACUCAUAAUAAUAUGUAUGCCUGGGGGCAGGAGUCUGGAGCACCUAUUCUUACAGAUGAUGUUAGUUUACAAGUGUUUAUGGAUCACUUGAAGAAACUUGCUGUGUCCAGUGCUGCUUGAAGUGCUAAACAUGUUAAAGACACUUAAGAAGAUGAAAUAAUAUUCAAAUUUCAUUUUUUCCUUUUUCCAUUUAUCUGUGGAAACCAACAGGUAUUGCUCUAUAUUUUUUUGUAUUAGUAUGGUUUGAGACAACAUAGGGAAAAUAUUCACAUUUGUAGAUUAAGCUGGAAUUAUAAUGAGAGCAAUAAGAACAAAUUUAUUUUGCUUACCACAGUGUUAUAACUGGUUCUAGAAAUUUGAGGUCUUUAUAACUUAAUUAUGUUUAAUAAAAAUAGAGUCUGCCUUGUACUACAGAUGUAAUUUAUUUGUAUAAUGCAGACAGACCCAAAGUGGCACUGAAUUUCCUUGCUCACCUUUUAAAAACUUGUUAAUUUUAGCCAGAAAGCUAAAAAACAUUAGUAAUGAUAAAUGUGAACAUUCUUGCUUAUUCAUUGAAUAUUUUUCUGUAAUUUUCAGCACUUAUGUAUACACUUUUUCUGUACUUACUAGGGUAAGGCAGAUUUAUUUUUAUGAUUUGUUUAGGAAUUAUUUGAUUUUAUAAUGGUAAUUUUUCAUGAUGAUAAUGUUUUUGGUUAUUUGGAAAGAUAGUUUAGAGAUGAAAGUUUUUUUUGGGUAACAAUCCCACAGCUGACAAUAAAUGUGAAAUUUCCACAAAAUAUCCAACCUAUGUGACUAAACACAACAGUUUUUUUUAAAAAGGGAGAUAGAAAAUACAUAGUUUUGUUGGAGUGCAUUUUAGUAAGCCUUUGCAGUAAAAUGACUGUUGUAACUACUAAACCAAAUUUAGUUUUCACAGCAUAGUUUUGUUGUUUUUCCCUUGUUUUUCUGAGGUAAAUUUUAUAUUAUAUCCUUCAGUAUUUUAACACUACUUUGGCGGUUUACACAUUACUUUUUGUUUUUGCUUCCUUUUUGUGAAAUUUAUUAAGUUGUGGUUCUUAUUGAUAACAGUAUUAUAUAAUGUUUGCUUAAUUAUGUGAUGCUCAGUUCUAUUUUGAUUUAUUCAUUGGUAUUCACUUUUACCUUUAAAGUUUACUUGUAGCACAUAUGUUUACAUUGAUAAAGCCAGAUAUGUUUUGACAAUGAAAUUUACAUAUCAAGUACUGCAAAUAAAAGGUGGUUCUAUGAUAUAUGCUUAGGAGGACAGUUUUAAUGAUUGUACUUGCAUGAACACAAUCAUAUGAUGGUAAAACAGAAACUUAAGAAAAAAUUGUUUAUAUGUUGUAUUCAAUUAGCUUAAAUAAAUUGCAUUGUUAUAUUUUAUUUGAAUUGAACUGUGCUAGGCCUAAAUGCCAAUAAAAUAUACUUUUCACUGUU
Messenger RNA from Piliocolobus tephrosceles (Ugandan red Colobus), 3982 nucleotides. RefSeq names its product SEC23 homolog A, COPII component (gene SEC23A). Gene Ontology annotation, biological process: endoplasmic reticulum to Golgi vesicle-mediated transport; COPII-coated vesicle budding; COPII-coated vesicle cargo loading. The transcript has 20 exons. The record is from RefSeq and is a predicted model, not a curated record. NCBI's taxonomy places the organism in Eukaryota, Metazoa, Chordata, Mammalia, Primates, Cercopithecidae. Gene Ontology annotation, cellular component: COPII vesicle coat; endoplasmic reticulum exit site. Bases 371 to 2668 code for a protein of 765 amino acids. Gene Ontology annotation, molecular function: GTPase activator activity; zinc ion binding.